AUGGUGCAGGAGCGGGAUGUGGCCGGGGCGCCGGGCGCGGAGGACUGGCUGCUGCUGGAGCUGCAGGGCGAGGUGGAGCCGCGGCAGGGCCGGGCGCUGCCCGGCAGCCUCCUGGGCGACCUGCACUACACGCGGCAGGGCGUCCCGGUGCUCGUCGUGGGCCACCACGUGCUCUACGGCAAGGUGGUGCCGCUGGAGAAGCCGCUGGCCGUGCUGGAGAAGCGCGGCGCCCGCUACGCCGUCACCGCCCUGCUGCACACCAAGCUGCUCUUCAAGACGCGCCCCAAGCCCAUCGUCACCCACGUGCCCAGGAAGGUGUGA
This is a messenger RNA of Nothoprocta perdicaria, 321 nucleotides long. It is a transcript of the gene CHTF8, whose product is annotated as chromosome transmission fidelity factor 8. The coding region runs from base 1 to 321 and encodes 106 amino acids. The transcript is spliced from 3 exons. NCBI's taxonomy places the organism in Eukaryota, Metazoa, Chordata, Aves, Tinamiformes, Tinamidae. The record is from RefSeq and is a predicted model, not a curated record.